AUGCCAGCCGCAAAGCCCGAUUUGCAUCCGUUGAAGACACCAAAAACCUUCAUAUUCCCUUCAGAAAUACACAAAGAUUCUGAGACCCUCACCGUCGAUGACAUCAAACGCGAAGAUGGAAGCGCAACACCUAUCACACCCCCACUGGCAUAUACUGAUUUCCUCAAUGCACUCACACCGGUCUUCACAAGUCCGGUGAGUGCUGGAGGCUUUCCAAAAUUCUCAAUGGAAGGCAGCGACCCGUCGCCAAUUUCACAGUCAUCAACUGCAACAAGUCCCGCACUCUCCGUUCGGACUUCCGUCAAGUCGCCCGCCACGCCAGCCAUCUCCCUCCCGCCACCCUCUCCUCGCACUUUGAAGUCAGCCAAAGCUCCACCUGCGCUACGAAGACUACGCAUUCCCCAGUCUCUCAAGACAUUUUCUUCAAAAGACUCCCCGCGAACUUCUACCCCGUGCAGUGCCACUCCGUACAGCGCGAGUCCUUAUAGUGCGUCACAAUGGAGUGCACUUCCUCGCAGUGCAACCAGUCUUCGAUCGCCAUUUUCCGCGUCAGAUUGGAAGCUCCGGUACCUUGAGGCACCAAGAAGUGCAACCACAAAGGCAGUUAGUGUCAGACAAGUUGUGACCCGCACGAUUACCUACAAGCGUACCCCACUCGAUCCUCCGCCAAAGGGAAAGAGACGCAAGACUCAAGAAUGUCGAGAUAUUUGA
Penicillium coprophilum is the source of this 711-nucleotide messenger RNA. RefSeq lists its product as uncharacterized. The record is from RefSeq and is a predicted model, not a curated record. Bases 1 to 711 code for a protein of 236 amino acids. NCBI's taxonomy places the organism in Eukaryota, Fungi, Ascomycota, Eurotiomycetes, Eurotiales, Aspergillaceae. The transcript has a single exon.